Drosophila busckii is the source of this 5323-nucleotide messenger RNA. It is a transcript of the gene Dg, whose product is annotated as dystroglycan. Gene Ontology annotation, biological process: axon guidance; nerve development; morphogenesis of an epithelium. The coding region runs from base 594 to 4289 and encodes 1231 amino acids. Lineage: Eukaryota; Metazoa; Arthropoda; Insecta; Diptera; Drosophilidae. Gene Ontology annotation, cellular component: dystrophin-associated glycoprotein complex; dystroglycan complex; sarcolemma. The record is from RefSeq and is a predicted model, not a curated record. Gene Ontology annotation, molecular function: calcium ion binding; laminin binding. The transcript has 13 exons.
UUGCUGCACUGCUCAACUUACUCGCACAACUUUAACGAAUGAACUUCUGCAACACUGUUGUUCACAUUUGUUUUUGCUUUUGCUCCACUAACAGAACUCAUUGGGGCCGUAUUAUUUGUCUGUUGUUAUACUAGAAAAAAGUGAAAAUCGGAUUCGAAAGCCAUGUAAUGUGAGAAACCUAUAGUAAAGUGAGUUACGCGCCGCAUUUGUGACCCGAAGUUAGCACAUAAAAGUGUAGUAGUGCAAAGGUGCAGUUAACAAAAAAAAAAUAUUAGUACCUUUUAUACUAUUUAUAUGUAUUUAAGUGUAAGUGCAGCUGCCGUGUGUAUGUGCGUGUGUGUGUGAUUUAAACACAACUAUUUUGGCAUCAAAAUCAUCAUCAGCUGCAGUUAAAGCAGUUGAAGUGCAAUUUUUAAAUAGAACUCAGCCAAGCAGCAGCCGACGCCGCAGGCCAGAGAUGACGUAAACGACGCAGUGACAACAACAAAAGCUGCUGCACACAAACGAGUCCACUCACACACACUUUCCCCAGAGACCCCAAUCAAACGCCAACGAAAACGAAACUUAUAUUUUAGACUUGCAGCUGGAGCAGAAUGAGAAUACUAGGGCUAACACUUAGCCUAUUGCUGUUGGCAGCAAAUGCUGAGCGGGAUUUCAAUGCGAAUGAAUCGCAGGUGCCCGUCAUUGAGCCACAAGAUGCGCCUGCCUACAAGCAGCAUCCGUAUGUGACCGAGCUGAUGCGUUGCCAGCAGUCGCAGCCUGAGCUUGUGCUCUCGCUGCUGCUGCGCAAGCACGACUGGCAUGAGGAGUCGUCGACAAAGCGCGCCUAUGUGCAGGCCAAGCUGGCCAAGUUCUUUGCCAUACCACAGGAGUUCAUCAGCUUGGAUACGGUGGGCAAGCGUGAGCUCAGCAGCAUGCAUAAGCUGGCGCUGCGCAAGGGCGGCAAGGGGCAGAAGGAACUUGAUGCGCCGCAUAAGCGCUUAGGACGCGCCAGCUUUACGAUUGGCUGCGGCUCGAAUUACUUUAGCAUGGGUGAGCCCAUUGCCAAGCAGAUAGGACAUCAGUUGAAGGACGGCACUAUUGGCGCUUUGGCGGAGGAGAACUUUGGCCUUUGGUUUAUCUGGCGCAAGGAAUUGAAGUCGAGAUCGCAGCGUAAGCGACGCCAGUCGGAGGGCUCUGGUGGCGAUGAGGAUGAAUAUGAUUAUGGUGAUUAUGAGGACACGCCUGAACCAGUUACGGAGGUACCUACAACGCAUGCGCAUCGUCAUCAUCAUGGCGUGCAGAACAAGGAGGAAGCGCAGCAAGCUGUGGACUCAUUACCUUCAGUCGCGCCAGCCAACAAAUUGGAUGAGGAAAUCAAGGAAAGCGUCUCGGAGCUGGAGUCUGUCAUUAGCAAGACCAUUGAAAAUACCAAAAAUAUUAAGGAGCUGCCGGUGCUGAGCGCAGAGGAGGAUGCUGCCGAUGUGGAUGACGUGGAGCUGCAGCAGCUGGGCGUGCCUGCUGCGCCGAUAAUCGAGGAGCGCGCUAAUGAGCUUGCCAACGGGCUGGAACUCAAGGCAAACAUUGUGGAGCAGCAACAGCAGUCAAUCUACACCACAACUCUGGCGCCUGGCAGCAGCUACACUUUAGCUACGGUAAAAGCUGAAGAUGCUGCCAACAACAAUAACAACAACAACAACAACAACAAUCAGUUUAACACUGCCGCCGUCGCUGUUGAUGUAAACGAGCACACGCCAACGCCAAGCACCACACAAACGACCACUAACCACAACAACAGCAACAACAACAACAACAACAAUACACCACUUACACCAGUCACAACGUCUGUAUCCUCUGAAGCCAGCUCCUCUGUAUCCAAUUCCUAUACGCAUACAUCAAUCGCAUCCAUCAUUGAAACUGCUGAAGCGUCUGCAGUCGAUCCCUCAUACCCCUCAGCCACACUCACUCCCAGCAGCAGCAGCAGCAACAGCAGCAGCAGCACCAGCAGCAGUGCCGGCUCAAGCACUGAGAGUGUCAUAGACACUGAUAUGGCUAAUACCCAUGCUACGACAACAGCAGCAACAACAGCAAUCGAAACGACAACAGCAACAUACUCUUCAUCCUCUUCAUCUGCAUCAUCAACACCAACUUCAUUCUUACAUGCUUCAUCUACUACAACAACAACAACAAUUGCAACUAUGCCAACUACAACAGCAACUACAACAACAACAACACUUUCACAAACGCCAAAGGUGGCUGAUGACAAUGAUGCUGCUGUGGAUGCGCUGGAGGCGGCCAGCAAUAGCAGUGUGCCCAAUCUGGCGAGCAAUGAACUGUCUAGCACCAUUGGAUCAACAACUACAACAACAAGCAGCACAACUCAAGUACCAGCUGUCGAGCUAAGCAGCAGCACCUACGCAUCCACGGACUAUGUGGAGCCGGAGCCUAAACAACCCGAAACAGCUGAGAACAGUCUGCCCAUUAUCAAAAGUCGUUUGCAAAAGUUCGCAGUAACCUCGGGCAAGGCGUUCAGGUAUGAAGUGCCGUCAGACACUUUCUACGAUGCUGAAGAUCAAACCAACUUGCGUCUGCAACUGGCCGACAAGGAUGGACAUGAGCUAAAGCCCACAUCCUGGCUGCAGUUCAAUGCAGACAAGCGUGAGCUCUACGGACUACCUCUGGACGAUGCAGUGUCGCGCUGGGAAUACAAACUGUCGGCUACGGAUUCGGCCAACAACAGCGUUGCUGAAAUGGUGGACAUAAGUGUGCAGCAGCAUCGUGCGGUGCGCACUAUUAACCAUGAGAUUAUCAUUGAUGUGGUCAUCACUGAGCCGCUGAGCCACAACAUUGACUGGCAGCUGAAGCUUAUGGAUGCGGUGGCCAAGACGCUGGAAAAUGGCGACAAUCAUGCGCUGGUGGUGCGUGAGAUACGCCAGACGCAGCUGAAGCCACUCAGCGCCAGCUUUGUUUACUUCAAUGAAACGCUGCCCACUAGCGACUGCCCCAAGCAGGAGCUCAAUGAGAUUGUGGAUAUCUUGAAUGCCGCUCGCUUGAUCGAACUGGUAAAGCCGCUGCUAAGCAUUAAAAUGAUAUCGGGUCAGCUUAUUGGCGCCUGCCAGAAAACCGAGCUGGUCAACAAGGUAAAGCCCACCACAACGCAGGUGGCCAAGAAGGUGCCGCCCAUGCCGCGCAAUCAGGUGGAUCGUGUCAACGCUUCGGUGGGUCAGCUGCUGGUCUACAAAGUGCCCAGCGAUACGUUCUUCGAUGCAGAUGAUACGGAGCUCUCCCUAACGCUCAAGACGAAGGACAAUCGCAAUUUGAGCUCACGCCACUGGCUGCAGUUUGAUUCGAAGAAUCAGGAAUUCUUUGGCAUACCCAAGCCAGGAGACAGCGGCGCUGAGGAAUAUUUGCUGGUAGCUGAGGACAGCGAUGGCUUGAGCGCCAAUGAUGCGCUUGUUGUGGUCGUCAACCAUCCGGCUAAGCGUGACUAUGCCAUAUAUUUCAAGGCUUAUCUGGCUCUGCGCCAUGAGCAGUUCACGCCCGAGCUGCAGCGCAGAUUUGUGGAGCGCGUUGCGCAGCUGAAUGGCGACGCGAACACCAAGCAGGUGCUCAUCAAGUCUAUUAUACCGCAGCACGACUCCGAUGGCACCAUUGUCAACUUCUACAAUGCCUCGCUCUAUAAGUCGCACAAUCGUUGCCCCGAUCGCGCCAUGGCCGCCGCCCGCAGCGUUUAUCUCAAUAGCGAUUUGACGCCCCAUGCGGAUUUACGCAAAGCCUUCGGCGCCGAACUGAAUCUGACCAACUUUUCUGUUGUCGCUGCGGGCAUUUGCUCACACAUGGAUGGCAGUCUGAAUGAGUUUGGCCCGCCACGCAGCAAGGAUCCCAGCGCGAAGCCUACUUUCCCCGAGGAGUACUUGGCCACGUUUAUACUGCCCGCUGUUAUUAUUAUAGCCAUGAUACUGCUUGCCAGCAUUAUUGCCUGCUGUCUGCAUAGGCGUCGCCACAAGAGCGGCAAAAUGGAGCUGGGCGACGAGGAGGAGCGCAAAUCUUUUCGCACCAAGGGCAUACCUGUUAUCUUUCAGGAUGAGUUUGAGGAGAAGCCAGAGAUUGGCAACAAGAGUCCUGUCAUACUCAAGGACGAGAAGCCGCCACUGCUGCCGCCCAGCUACAAUACAUCCAACAUGAAUGGCGACAACGAUGUGGAUGAGUAUGUGCCACCGCCGGCUGUGGUGCUGGGUGGACGCGAGGUGCGAGGGAAAUCACCAGCCACGCCCUCUUAUCGCAAGCCACCGCCAUAUGUAUCGCCAUAAAUGUGUCAACGACAGCAGCAGCAGGAGCAGCAGCAACAACCACAAUAAGAACAGCAACAACUACAAUAAUCAUUACUUAAAAAGCGUUUUACAAACUUUAACUACAAAUUGUGCACAGUUUAUCUAGACCUAACCUUUAUACACAACAAACGAAAUGCGUUCGAUAAAUCGAAAUUUGUUCAAAAUGUCAAAAGUUGACAGUCCACAGCCCACAAGAAAAUCGUACCGAAAAUCGAUAACCGAAAUCUGAGUAUUAGCAACGUACACAAAACUGCGUAACAAUCAAUUAACGAUUUCAACUAAGCGACUUGGCAAACAAAUAAUUUAUAACUAUAACUAUAAUUAGCUAACACACUCACACACACACAUACUAUGCUGCAUAUUAUUUAAAUAGUAAGUACCUUAACUUAUAACAAACACUCAACAAAAAAGGAUUGAAAAUUUAGUAAGCAAGCGCAAGAGCUUGAAAAACACAUAUACGCCCCAAUUUUGAUAGUUUUAGCAUUUUAAGCAAACACAACACACACACACACACAAAAAUUGUCCUUAGCCAGCAGAGCUUAGAUUAAACAAUAAAUUUGUAAUGCAGCAAUUUGUAAGCGUUCAGCUUGAGCUGAAUGAUUUUACUACAAGAGCAGCAAGGAGCUUUUUACUUAUGUUUUAAAACCACAUUGCCAGCCACACGGUUUGUGCUGACAAUUGUAGGCAAUAUUUUAUAUAAAUUAUUCGCAUAAAUCAUAUCAAUUUGUAUGCUAGUUGCGUUAGGGACAAUGUGCUACGAUUGAGUUUUGCAUUUAGUAUGAAGCAGCAAAGAUUUUUUGAUACGAAAAAAGAAACAACAAAUAUUAUGCUACUUAAAUAUUUAACAACACAGCUGCCAAUUGUAUUGAAUAGUGAGUCGUAUUACCAAUCAAAAUAUAAAUAGUUCCAUAUACCUAACUUGGCUACUCAAGUGCUUCCUGCCUCCCACAGAACCACCACCCCACAACUAAACAUAUGCAACUUAAAUACACACACACACAAAUUGUAACUAA